AUGAGCAAGCUCUUUGUUACCACCCUCGAAUCUCGUGCUGCCGCUAAGAAAUUCUACCGCGUUCAUAUCCCCUGCAAAUAUGUCCAUAUGAGCAGCACCUACGAUGGGACCCUUUACUUCAACCCAGAGCUCGACAUUAUACAUGUCUUUGGGUGGGCUUAUUUCCCAGAACUUGCAUAUCAUAUCUGGGGACUUGAUCCACUUCACGUCGGCGUUGUCAACUUGGCUCUGCAGACCUAUGGGAGCUGUUGCAAAUAUUAUUAUUUCAGCAGCUCGUUCAAUACAGACUGUGACCUGGACAAAAUCAAAGCAGCAAUUCAGCGGUUAAAAAGAUUCAUCUUCGUAUGUCAUGGAGUGUAUGAAUCUGAAACCUGCCAAUACCGCGAAAACCGUCGAAGACCCCCCCGUGCCAUUCCCAACAGCCAUUUUGUCCCUGUCAAACCACAUGUACCUACAUUUCAGACUAUGGAGAAGGAACCCAGGGACGUGGGCGACCUUCUUGACGGUGUCGAUCGCCUCGAAAUCAUGACGGUACGAGGCGAGGCGACCGACUGGUUCAAACAUCUUGAAGAAUGGGGAAUUGAUAACGACCCUGCAGUUGUUUACCAGAUCAUGAUGAGCUACCCAGAUUGUGAUCCAGAGAUCUUUGUCAAUGAGAGUGCGUGCCGGGCGCAUGAUCCGAGCGAUCUGCCAUCGGGUCGAUCAACUCCGGAUAGCACUCUUGCAAAGUCAGUUGAGGCAGUAUACCAUAGAGGGGAUGCAAUCGCAUUUGCUGGGGAUGAAAUGGAGGGAAGGAAACGCAUUCUCGAUCAACUUUUAGAAGACGAAAGCGAGGUGGACGACGAGGAAGUUGAGAAGCUAUCCAGACAGGAUGUGACGCCAGCGUUUGGGUUCUGGCUAUUCUCCUUGGACGUACUACCUGCGAUAAAUUUUACAGCCAACUCAGAGGCGCGGAUCGGAGAAUUCUACACAGGACUACAGCGACAGUUCGAAAAGCAUACUCCGCAACUAUGUUUGUCUCUCCUAUCGGACAACAAUCCUGAGGUCCUCGAUACCCAUGAGCGUACUGAACAAGAUUGA
Messenger RNA from Fusarium musae, 1080 nucleotides. RefSeq lists its product as uncharacterized. NCBI's taxonomy places the organism in Eukaryota, Fungi, Ascomycota, Sordariomycetes, Hypocreales, Nectriaceae. Bases 1 to 1080 code for a protein of 359 amino acids. The record is from RefSeq and is a predicted model, not a curated record. The transcript has a single exon.